CUGUACUUCAAUUUGUAAUAUCAGAGUUUCAGUCAAAUAAUGAUCACGUUGCAACUGUGGAUAGCUGUGGGGAUACUUGCCUGGAUAUACUUUCUGUGGAGCCGACGGAGAUUUUACUUACUGAUGCUGAGGGUGAAGGGUCCUGUAGGAUAUCCUUUCUUGGGCAAUGUCAUAGGGUUUCUACGGAGUAAACGUAAUAUUGGCCUAGCAGGUAAAUUUGCCGAGAUAUAUGGACCGACCUUCCUCACGUGGAUGGGAACAGUGCCAGUACUAGUGACAAGUGAGCCAAAUGUAAUCCAGGAUAUUUUAACAUCUCCCUAUUGCCUUGACAAAAGCCAGACUGCGUGCAAUGCAAUAAUAAUGAAUUCUGGACCGGGAAUUCUAGCAUUACGAGGGUCACAUUGGGUUGAGCGUCGCCGGAAGAUGAUUCCAUCAUUCAAGAAGAAUGUAGUGAUGAGCUUCCUUCCGAUCUUCAAUGAGGAGACGAAUAGCUUAUUGUCCGUGCUGGACACUUAUGUUGGUCAGGGUGAGAGAGAAAUACUGCCGGACGUGUUAAACUGGUCCUUUAGAACCGCAUAUCAAACAACAUUGGGCAGCGAUGUGAAGGCGAAUACAAGCUUCAAGAAUGGAACACUAUUGAAAAACUUCAAUAUUAUGGAAAAUACAACACUGGCGAUAUUAUUUCCGUUGGUUCAGAACAGAACUAUCGCAAAGCUGCUGGGAAUUGAAAAGCGAAGAACAGAAGCGGCGUUUGUCGUGAAUGAACUGACGAAAUCCUUAAUCGAAGAAAAGAUGACCAAUAAACCAGAUGAAAAUCAAGAAUCCUUGGCGAUCAGGAACACAGUGAUCAGUCGGGUUGUGGAAUUUCUAAAAAGCGGAGAAUUUUCAUACGAAGAUGCCGAGGGCGAGUGUAGUAUCAUGGUUGGGGCUAGCUUCGAGACAACCGCCGUAACAGUCUUUAGCACUCUUGCCUUUUUGGCCAUGUUCCCCGAGUAUCAAGAUGCCGCCUUCGUAGAGCUUAAAGAUGUCUUUCCAAAUGCAGGAGACUUUGAGGUCUCCAACGAUGAGAUACAGAAACUGGUGUACUUGGAUCGUGUGCUGAACGAGUCGAUGCGGUUGAUCCCAGCGAUUCCAUUGAUAGCACGGGAGACCUCCCAAGAAGUUAAGCUAUCCAAUGGCAUCCUAUUACCCAAAUCCCUGACUCUGUGUCUCGACAUAUUCCACACGCACCGCAACAAGGAUUCCUGGGGCCCAGAGGCACACAAGUUUAACCCCGACAACUUUCUUCCCGAAAAUAUUUCGAAAAUUCAUCAGUACGCUUACAUUCCGUUCAACAAAGGAAAGAGAAGUUGCAUAGGCAUGAAAUAUGCAGAAAUAUCUGCCAAGGUUGCCCUGUCAAAGAUUCUAAGGAACUAUAAGCUAAGUACCAGCUUUCGUACUGAGGAUUUUGUAUUCAUUGAAAAUCUUAGUAUAGAUUUUGCUAAAAAACCUCUACUGGAACUGCAGCGAAGGGAUUAAAAAAGUUAUAUCUAUUAAAUAUGUGCAGAUUGAAUUAUAUCUAACAUGUUAACUUUCUAGGGUGUUGCGAAUAAACCGCUAAAGUCGCGAAAAAAUCUUGACCUGAGGUUUAUUUUUUCGAGGCUUUAGCGUUUGCAGGGUGAAGUUCACUGCG
This is a messenger RNA of Drosophila miranda, 1672 nucleotides long. RefSeq names its product probable cytochrome P450 313a1. The record is from RefSeq and is a predicted model, not a curated record. Bases 40 to 1518 code for a protein of 492 amino acids. Lineage: Eukaryota; Metazoa; Arthropoda; Insecta; Diptera; Drosophilidae. Gene Ontology annotation, molecular function: oxidoreductase activity, acting on paired donors, with incorporation or reduction of molecular oxygen; iron ion binding; monooxygenase activity. The transcript has 7 exons.